Messenger RNA from Aureobasidium vineae, 654 nucleotides. The record is from the annotation of a GenBank genome assembly. Lineage: Eukaryota; Fungi; Ascomycota; Dothideomycetes; Dothideales; Saccotheciaceae.
AUGACAAGCUAUCUGGCGUCGUACAUUCCCGCCAUCAAAUCGAUCCUCCCACAGGCGUCGCCAUCAGUCGCUUCACUGCCAGAGAUUGGCGAUGCGGCUCCAGCACCAGUCGGCUCGGUAGACCUGACACGCGGCAAUGGCACACCUACUCUUGUGGCCUUCGUACGGCACUGCGGCUGCCCGUUUGCAGAGAAAGAGAUACAAUUGCUCGGAGCCGAGACUCGCAAGCAUGAGAAGCUGCAUGUGGUAAUUGUACAACACAGCGACGAAGCCACCACAAAACAAUGGUUUGAAGAUGUUGGCGUAGUGNGCAACAAAGCAUUCCCAGACUCAACUCGCUAUACCCUCGUCACAGACCCUGAACGCAAGAGCUAUGCAGCAUGGGGCGUUGGAUCACUAGGCUGGACCGGCAUGGUCAAUGGCGAUAUUAUGGGAUCGUUGAAGUCGCUGAAAGAGUCGGAUGGCAUCGAUAUGAGACCUACGGGUGUAGGAGCAUAUAGGUGGCAGAACUCUGGCGGAUUCGCAAUUGAUGGUGAAGGCAAGAUUCGAUGGAGGAAGAUUGCCAAGGACUCUUCUGAUGUGUGUGAUUAUGCCGAGGCGGCCAAUACCUUUGUAAAUGGCAAGGCUUCCGUACAGACACAGAGUCGUUUGUAG